AGGAGCAACUUUAUGUUCCCAGAGACGAAAGUCCAGCUGACAAACACUUCAUCCGGUUUGCUAUUGAUCUCAAGCAAGAGCAAAUACGAGGAAAGUCAUGAAGGCUGCCCAGUUGUCCAGCUACCCCGCCAGUUCCCCCACCCACGGGACGGCAACUCUAGGCAACCUGGACAAGCUCAUACAGAACCUCGACUUUGAGAACAAGCAACAGGUCAAGCUGAUUGAAAAGGAGAAUGAAGAGAGAGAAGAACUUGAUCGUCAGACAAAUGAGAAGAAAGAGGAGAUUGCCAGCAUGCAGAAAGCCAUCUCACAAAUGGACGAGGACACCAAACGGCUUCACAGGCAGUUCAAAUACAACAGGGACAACGUGGGAAGCCUGAAGAGAACCUGCCAGCUGCUGUAUGAACACGAGGAAGCCCUGAAGCACAAGCUGAAAGAUGUGGCCAGUGCUGGAGACAAGCAGACGUCGGACUGUGCUAAGAUGUUAGAACACUUCCAAAACGUGUGGGCAAAACACCAAGAAGUGUACGAAGGCAUGCCAAAGGUCAAGACUCUCAGAGAGAGGCAGUCAGCCUUACGCGGCCUCCAGGACACCAUAAAGCUGGCCAUUCACAGGAUCGAGCAGCUGAACAGAACCAUCAGGAGUUUGGAGAACCCUACUGAGGAAGAUGAACAGAUGCCAGUUUUCCCUACUCUCCAAUCCUGUAUCAUCAAGCUGGCGGAGCUUAAGGUCGACAGCACUAAGAACCUUGCACAGGUAAAGGAGAUGCAGGUGAACAUCAAGAUACUGGCAAAGGAUGUCGAGGAGAAGACAGCGGAAAGAGACAGAAUCGUCAAGGAACGUGAGGCCGAACUCCAGAGACGUCAGGAGGAGGCGGCCAGGAAGGAAAGAGAGAAACGACAGCUGGAAGAACAACAAGAAAAAGACCGACAGAUGAGAGAACAGCAGGAAAGGGAGAAGGAGGCCCAACAGCAGAUGUUACAACAGGAGGCCACAUCCCAGUACUUCCCACUGAUCUCAGCACCCAGCCAGAACAACUCGGUUGCAGCAUCCAGCCUCCAUCCCGGUGCUCCUCCAUCUGUUCUCCCUGCUCCAGGACAGGGUACCACUCAGUUCCCUGGGAUAACCAGCGCUGGACUUGGGGCAAAAGGAGCCUUUCCACCUUUACAGCCAGUCCAGAGGAAGUCCCCCCCUAAGCUCACCAUCCCCACCCUGAUGACCCCCCUCCCCAGACACACUCCCCAGCCCAGACAGGUGCCAAGCUUCAACUUCCAGAACAGGCAGCUGCCCCCAGUACAGCAGAAGGCCCCCCUGUUGCAAGUGUACCGGCCCAACAUGCCUGUGCAGCAGCCCCUCCUCAGGCAGGUCCAGGAACUGCAGCUCAGGCAGAAGAUCGAGCUCCAGCCAACAGGCCACAGCCCAACCAAGGGGGCAGACAAUCAGGCACUAGAGGGCAGUCCAGCCAGGAUGGGAGACAAUCAGGAGCAAAAGGAUGAAGAGGACAGUACCGUUGUUAUGACCAAUCCUAUGACUCCCGGUCCGGUCCACCUGUCCUCCGCCACACCUGACAACACCUGCGCCCCUGUCACACCUGGGCACAGCGCACCUGUCACACCUGCCAACAGCAACCCCAGCACACCUGGCGAGGAGACUGGCCACGCCUCCACCAGCCCCUUCAACAUGGAGAAGCACCGGCAGCACCUCCUGCAGCUCACCUCCACCUCACCUGGGUUCUCCAUCCCCAGCAGGCCCAUGUACCAGGCUGAGGGCGGAGAAGAGGAGGCACAAGCAAAUGCAGGAGGAAACAUUAAGGUGGAAGAAAUUUCACCCUUCAUGCAGUCCUUCUUCACUGGUUUUGGAGGAGAGCCUGAGAGUGCUGCAGGCAGUGUUCCUAGCAUGUCCUCUCCCGAACAACAGCCUCCUAACACAAACACUUCUACUGUGACAGACUAG
Branchiostoma floridae (Florida lancelet) is the source of this 1954-nucleotide messenger RNA. RefSeq names its product calponin homology domain-containing protein DDB_G0272472-like. The record is from RefSeq and is a predicted model, not a curated record. Bases 98 to 1954 code for a protein of 618 amino acids. The transcript has 19 exons. NCBI's taxonomy places the organism in Eukaryota, Metazoa, Chordata, Leptocardii, Amphioxiformes, Branchiostomatidae.